UAUAGAUAUGAAGACAACUGGGCAGAGACAUAGCUUUCUUGGAAAGUACAAGGUUGGAUUUAAAAAUGAUGGAAAGGUUCUUGCUCUUGAUCUUGAAAUAUACAAUAAUGCUGGAAAUUCACUUGAUUUGUCUAUUGCUAUACUUGAACGUGCUAUGUUUCAUUCUGAUAAUGUCUAUGAGAUCCCAAAUGUCAAGAUAAAUGGAAGGGUUUGCUUCACUAAUUUUCCUAGCAAUACUGCUUUCCGAGGAUUCGGUGGUCCUCAAGGUAUGCUUAUUACUGAAAAUUGGGUUCAAAGAAUAGCCCUGGAACUCAAGAAAAGUCCCGAAGAGAUUAGGGAAAUAAAUUUUUUGAGUGAAGGAUGGGUAUUACAUUUUGGUCAACAAAUUCAACACUUUGGAAUGAACUGA
Molecule: messenger RNA, 409 nt
Organism: Camellia sinensis
Lineage: Eukaryota; Viridiplantae; Streptophyta; Magnoliopsida; Ericales; Theaceae
Source: RefSeq, a predicted model, not a curated record